Messenger RNA from Cokeromyces recurvatus, 493 nucleotides. RefSeq lists its product as uncharacterized. Lineage: Eukaryota; Fungi; Mucoromycota; Mucoromycetes; Mucorales; Mucoraceae. The record is from RefSeq and is a predicted model, not a curated record. The transcript is spliced from 2 exons. The coding region runs from base 188 to 451 and encodes 87 amino acids.
GUUCAAAUAUACGAGCUCAGAUGCAUAUAAUUCAAAAUAAUGAAUGAUCUGAAAAAGGUACACCUGUAAAUGUUGAAGUCUAUACAGAAACUUGAACCUUUCAUUGAUAAAAACCAAGACAAAGACUUUUUUUCUAGUUCAAUUGUUAGGAUUAAAGAUAUCAAAUGAAGAACCAAUAAACAAAGCAAUGUUUAAAGAAGAAGAAAAUUCAUUAUUAUCGGAUGUCUUUCUUAAUUUACAGACACAUAUUAAGGAACAAAUGUUACAUUUGAAUAUGGAACAAAAAGUUCUUUUAAAGCGUAUUGCCUAUGUAGAUGAGCUAAGCUUAACAAAUUUUCAAAUAAUGGUAGCUUCUUUACAGCAAGUCAGAUUAGUAGCCGAUAAGAUACCAGAAGGUAAUAACAACUUUGAUGUUCUUUUUUGUAGAACGAAUUGUUUAUCUCUAUUAUAGCUUUAAUAAUAAAAAAAACAAGCAGAAAAAGCUGAAAGUCAG